Aspergillus steynii IBT 23096 is the source of this 1010-nucleotide messenger RNA. RefSeq names its product NAD(P)-binding protein. The record is from RefSeq and is a predicted model, not a curated record. The transcript has 4 exons. NCBI's taxonomy places the organism in Eukaryota, Fungi, Ascomycota, Eurotiomycetes, Eurotiales, Aspergillaceae. The coding region runs from base 27 to 1010 and encodes 327 amino acids.
AUCCCAGCCCGCACACAAUAUUCAAUAUGUCAGCCGUGAAAGUUGCACUUGUCGGAGCAAGUGGUGAAACAGGCCAAUCCAUUGUCAAUGGUCUCCUGGGUUCUCAAGAUACCAAAUUCGACAUCGUAGCCCUCACAAGGCCCGAAUCCCUCGAGAAACCCGCCAAUACCAAUCUCAAGGAACGUGGAGUUAAGAUUGUCCCAGCGGACUUACGAGGUCCCCAGGACGAAAUUGUCAAGCUCCUUUCGGGUAUCGACAUCGUCAUCUCGGCAAUCUACUUUGGUAGCCUUGCAGAUGAAGUCCUACUUGCGAAUGCUGCAAAGAUUGCUGGAGUGAAGCGAUUUGUUCAGUCCGCUUUUAUGAUCAUUCUUCCCCCAAGGGGAGUCGUGGACUUUCGCGAACAGAAAGAAAACAAUCUUGGCCAUAUUCAAAGUCUUCACCUUCCAUACACCUACAUCGAUGUUGGGUGGUGGUACCAACUGACUCUCCCCCGACUCCCUUCGGGUAGGAUUGAUUACGCUCUCCCGAAAACACAAGACAACCAGGUCAUCGGUCUGGAUGGCAAUAUUCCCAGUGCUCUAGCUGAUAUCAGAGACGUUGGACGGUAUGUUGCGAGAAUUAUCACGGAUCCGCGCACUCUGAAUAAGAAGGUUCAUGUGUACAACGAAAUAUACACACGGAACCAGGUAUAUGAGGUACUGGAGCGGCAUAGUGGCGAGAAGAUACCACGGGAAUAUAUAUCGGAGAACGAAGUAAAUACACGGAUAGAGGAAGCACGUACCGCCCUCAACAAGAAUCAUAAGGACGGUGACGCGCUGUCUACGUUCACGGUGUCUCAGCUGUUCCGGUCCUGGGGCAUUCGUGGCGAAAACACUCCGGAAUAUGCCGCAUACCUUGGAUAUUUGAAUGGCAAGGACCUAUAUCCCGACUUUGAGUUUACCAAGUUUGAGGACUAUGUCAAGGAGGUUCUUGAGGGGAAAGUAAAGGGAGUUUAUCAAACCAAGAAAUAA